Molecule: messenger RNA, 1504 nt
Organism: Trichogramma pretiosum
Lineage: Eukaryota; Metazoa; Arthropoda; Insecta; Hymenoptera; Trichogrammatidae
Product: dnaJ homolog subfamily C member 8
Exons: 6
Coding region: 259-1017 (252 amino acids)
Cellular component (GO): nucleus
Source: RefSeq, a predicted model, not a curated record
AUUUCUGCACAGUGUCAUCGCAACUGACGGUGAGCGAUACCUCGAAAGUCUGAGAGUCGUCGUGAGAGACUAGACGCGGUUUGCCCAGUGCUCUGCGAGGUGUUAAUAGUGCAACCGUGUGUUAGUCGCUCCUUGUUGUUCGUUAGGCACCGUUGACAUAUAUAGUUAUUUAUAUAUAGUUGUUUUUUAGACCUAACGGUUGAGCGUGUACACGCUACCUAGUCUAAUUAAUUGUAUUAAUUGUAGUGCAUCGACAAAAUGGCAGCAACAAAUUCUCAGGCCCCAGUUGUCAAAAAAGACGAAGUUUUCAAUGAAUUUUACACCGAGGUAAAAGAAAUUGAAAAGAGAGACUCUGUUUUAACUCCUAAACAACAAAUUGAUAGACUGUUGCGUCCAGGAUCAACGUACUUUAAUUUAAAUCCUUUUGAAGUACUUAACAUUGAUCCCACGACAAAUGUGGAUGAUAUCAAGAAGACUUAUCGACGUAUGUCUAUUCUUGUUCAUCCAGAUAAAAAUCAAGACGACGCAGACAGGGCACAACAAGCAUUUGAAAUUGUGAACAAAGCUUGGAAAACUUUGGAAAAUGAAGACACUAGAGCCAAAUGUAUGGAUGUCAUAGAGGAGGCAAAAGCUAGAACUGAUCACAUGAUUGCUGAAAAGAAAAAGAAGGCAAAAAAAGAAGGAAAAGGUGACACAAAGUUGGAGGAAGAAACCGAAAAUGGAUAUAAGCAUGCAGUUUAUGUAAUGACAAUGAAACUCUUUGCAGAUAUGGAGAGGAAAAGACGAGAUCUAGCAAUGCGCGACGCAGAACAAAGAAAACGAAAAAGAGAAGAAGAAAUCUCAGCAGAAACACAGGCACAAAUGGAACGUGAAUGGCAAAAAAAUUUCGAGGAGUCGCGACAAUCAAGGGUAGAAAGUUGGAAAACUUUCCAAUCGGGUGGUUCUUCUAAAAAAAAGAAAGAGAAAAAAAUGAAGACAUUCAAACCACCAAAAACAAAGGCAGAAUCUCGCCUAUAAUUCUAUGAAUCAAUAGUUUUCAUUAUCUAGGGUUGUAAUUUACUUUCCUUUCUGCAACGUACAAAUGAAUUAAUAUUGGAUUUCGAAAUGGAUCAACACUGUAUUUUUUUUUCUUCUAUAAAUCCAAGUUCCAAACGAGAAACUGCAAAACUGACAAAGAGAAAGUAAACUACUCAUUUUAUACAUAAUAAAUUUUAAUGGUCAACAGACUCGAAUGUCGCAAUUUAAGCCUGUCUGGCAAAAAAAAAGAUCAACGUGUAAAUGUAUCAUAUACUUUAAGAAUGAUUUUAUAUAUCUAACAAAAGUUAAAAGUGUUACUACUAUACUUCAUUAGUAUGUGUAAAAAAAAAUUAAACUCAAUAAAUGUAAUAAAAGAAUUAAAUACAGAAGAAUGUUAAACAGACAAAGGACAUUCUUGAUUAAUCUAUAGUUUAACGAUUAAUUUUUUUUACAAAAACAAAAGACUUGCUUUAUUUUAUACUUGUGG